Messenger RNA from Malassezia sympodialis ATCC 42132, 990 nucleotides. RefSeq lists its product as uncharacterized. Gene Ontology annotation, cellular component: plasma membrane. The record is from RefSeq and is a predicted model, not a curated record. The transcript has 3 exons. Bases 1 to 990 code for a protein of 329 amino acids. NCBI's taxonomy places the organism in Eukaryota, Fungi, Basidiomycota, Malasseziomycetes, Malasseziales, Malasseziaceae. Gene Ontology annotation, molecular function: calcium-activated cation channel activity.
AUGCUGACUACCACUUGGAAAUGGCUUGGCCAACGUGUGGACCUCAUCGAUCAGCUCUCAUAUGAGUUCGCUUCGCUAGAUGCGGCGGUCCUAGAGCUUCGUAAAGCCCGAUUCAAAGAUGGACAUACAGCGUUUGUGACUUUUAGCAACGCUUGGUGCUCACAAAUCGCAAGCCAAGUAGUGCAUUAUCCCGUGCCAGGGUCAAUGCUUACGGAGCCUGCUAUGGAGCCCAGAGACAUAAUUUGGAUGAAUGAAGAAACUAAAGCAUGGGAACGCCGGGCACGUCAAUGCAUUAUGACUAUCCUUAUCGGUGUCCUUCUUACACUCACGCUCUCGAUUGAUGUGGUGCUUGCAACACUUGUGAAUGUGAAUGAGAUUCGUGAGUACCUCCCCUGGUUAGGGGACAUUUUGAAUGAACAUGCCUGGCUACGUACAUUUGUCCAGAACUCGCUUCCCACCUUGCUUUUAAUUUUGAUCAACGCUCUAGUUCCUGUUGCGAUGCGUUAUUCUACUUACUUCCAACGGAUUCGCUCGCACUCUCGCGUUGACCACAGUGUGCUCAACAAGUAUUACCUCUACCUCUUAUUCUCAGUGGUCUUCGUUUUCCUCUUUACGAGCGCGCGUGAUAUGCUUAAAGAACUUUCGCAAAGUCCGAUGCAUAUGAUCGACAAACUGGCUCAGUCCUUGCCCGUCGCACGGAACUUUUCUCUCUCAUACGUGGUAUUCCAGGGGCUAGCGACACAGCCAUUCCAGCUGGUCCUUCUUCCAACCAUUUUGAGUCAACAGCUGUACCGCGUCUGGUGCCCCAGAACACCGCGUCGUCGCAUGCAAAUGUACCAACCACCAAUACUUAAUAUGAGCACUUUGUAUCCGCAAGCUUUGCUGUGUUUGGAGCUAUUUGUAUGUACGAAUGCUACUGACGCAGACUUUGGUUUUGCCUAUUUGGUGCUAAAGUAUCAGCUGCUGAAUGGUGUGUGGGUCCUGUACUAA